AUGCUGAAAUCAAACAGAGCGAAUGAACCACAAAGUUUCGUGAAAGGAAAUGAUGCCAAAAAAUCAGAUUUGAUUGACCUGGAAGAGGUUGUCACCAACUGGGCCAAGACCAUGUUCGACGUCACGAAAUCGAAAGCCGAAGGAAAAAUCAAAAAGAAGUAUUUGUCGUACAACAUCAACUGGACAAAAUUGUUCCAAGAGUGCUCGGAGCCCACCUACACAAUUCUUGGAGCCAAGACCAACGUCGUUGACUCGAAACAAGACGAGAAGGUGAUCUUCAAGACAACCUUUACGAACACAACUCAAAGAGAACAGGAAUACUCGUUCAAGACGGAACGAGCCACCCGCAGUUCUUCAACUGUUAUCAUUGAAAAAGGAGUUUGCCGUGGAGCAGAAGUCUCUUUGAAACUGAAAACCCCGUGUGAAGUUGUCGAAGCAAAUGCUGGAUUCACGACGGAAGUCAUGUUGAAUCAUAUUGGAGAGAACACUUCUGAAGAGGAGUUGACAUGGGGAGUCGACAGUUGUGUCAGAGUUCCACCGAGUGCUGAAACUGUUGCAGAGCUUGUCAUCAUUGAGGACGUUGUAACCCGCGAAUUCCGUAUCGAGAACCGACUGAGCGGCAAAAUUUUAGUGACAAUAACCAACUUGAAAGAAAACAACUGCUUGGUAACAAUUCUCGAGGGAAAUAUUUGUGAUAUCAUCCGAGGAAUGCCAGAUUACACUGCCAAAGGAUUCCGAUUUGAUGGACCGGCAGCCGUCUAUGAGACUCGUGGCCAAUGCAUCUUCCGUUACGGUAUCGAGCAGAAAGUACGUAUCAACGAGUUCUCUCUCAACUCAUCUCGUCGAUAUUAA
Caenorhabditis remanei is the source of this 852-nucleotide messenger RNA. RefSeq lists its product as uncharacterized. The record is from RefSeq and is a predicted model, not a curated record. NCBI's taxonomy places the organism in Eukaryota, Metazoa, Nematoda, Chromadorea, Rhabditida, Rhabditidae. The transcript is spliced from 7 exons. Bases 1 to 852 code for a protein of 283 amino acids.